UUUUCUUUUUUUCAAAAGAUUGGCGAUGCGUGGUUUUCUGUGACAGCCUGUAGGCGCAUUACUAUGGGGACCAUACUCACACUGCAACCAAAUAAUGGCCUACAUUUAUUUUCAAAGACACGAGUUAUCGACGACAGCGAUUUUAGGAAGGAAUGAUCGAAUAAUGCUUUUUUAAACACAAAAAGAUGACAAAUAUAUCAGUUGGAUUUGUGAAUAGUAGAAACCACAUUGAAAAGAGUUGAGUAACUGAAAACAGUCUGGUUGAUCCAAGCCACAUAAUGGAUAUAGAACAUAAGAUACAAACCCCAAAGCAUGGUACAGAAUUUCUUGCAAAUUCUCAUUUCAAAAUUGGCCAUGAACCCAAGUGGCUUGCAAGCAGAAAUGCUGCUGCUUAUAAGAGCACAUUCAAAGCUGAUUAUCCUCCCCAGCCAUUGCACGAAAAGGAGAAAACAAAGCAACUGCCCCCUGCUGAAAUAAUGCACAGUGACCCUAGAGUAAGAGAUCAUCAUCUAUCUGUGACAAGAGAUCAUUAUGGCCCAAAACAGCUCUCAAAAACAAGCUAUCAGAAUAUGCCUUAUGCUUUGUCAACAACCAACUUUAAAAUGGAUGCAGAUGAAAAGAUAAAAUCAUUUAAAACAACCCAUGAUGAUUAUUAUUAUGAAAAGUCUCUCAAAGAUGCAAGAAAUGUUUCAUCAAUAAAGGACUGGACUAAAAGCCACAUACCACAAGGUGAUAAAGAAAAAGUUGGAUGGAGAGAGUCUUGUUACAAAGCAAACUUUAUUCCAUUUGGUACUAAACUUGAACCAAUCAAACAUAAAGCAGCAAAUGAUGGACCCCCAACUAUAAAGGGAGAUGUGAGAAUUCAUAAUGAUUUAUUGUAUGGUACAACUACAAAGGAAUAUUUUCCAGCAAAAUAUGGAAAGCAGAUUAGAGUUGAUGAAUCAAUAAGGUAUCCUGCUACACAUAUCCCUCAAGGAGACAGGGCAAAAUGUACCUACCCUUUAUCGACACAACAAGAGGACUUCACUGAACAGAAAAUAGAACAAAGGAACUCAUCAGAAAGAAGCCAGGCAUUGAAGAAAUUGCAAUCAACAAGUUUCAAGAUGGGUGACAAACGACUUGAUUCUUUUCAAACCACUAUCCAAAAUUCAUUUCAAGAAUUUGCAGGAGAAGGAAGAACAAGAAAUGCCAAAGUCAAUAUGAGUAAAAGUCAUUUGCCUGAAGGGGAUAAUGACUAUUUCAAGAAUCAGGAAAGAUUUAGCACAACAACAAACUUAAGCCAAUUUAGACCUCCCCCUUCUGAUUUCUGUAACCCCAAAAUUGAUGGAUCACAGUUACGAACAGCAUCAAAUAUUCAUCUUGGAGGAGACAACCAAUUAAACUCCUAUGAAACAACAAUGGAUGAAAAUUUCAAGGAAGUGAAGACCAAGUGCGUGAAAGCACUUGGUAAUGUCCACUCAAGCAGCAUUCCUACAGAUUAUUACAAAAAUCUUGUUUCAUUGCCUACAUACAAGGCUGACUAUACACCAACAGUUGGAGCUUCAAAAGUAGAGUUGAAUCCUGUUGCAUUAAAUAUGCUGAAACGUUCAAAUGUAAAUAUCACAGAUCCAUCUUUCCAAGAGUUUAACACCACACACCGAAUCACCUACACACCAAAGGAAAAAUCAAGAGACAAAUCAAGUGACUCAGGAAAGCUACAAAAAAGUUCUGUGCCUUUGGGGACUCUGUCAAAUUAGCCAAUAUCAUUAAGAACUGUAGUAAAAUGCAGCAGGGGACAAGCAAGAAUCAGAAAAUUUAUACCAAGCAGAAAAAUCACCUUAAUCUGUUGCAAUGUACCUUACAAUUUUGCUAAAAAAGGUACCAAGUUAUCAAAGAAAAAACUGUGUACAACCUUUUAAAAAAUAAUUUUUGUAUAUAUCAAUAAAAAUAUUGUAAACUCUGUGUUUUUCAUUAGGUUUUUAUAAUCAUGUUAAUUUUAUUUGUUUCUCGGUCAGAAAAAUUUGAUUUCAUUGUUGGAAUGCUAAAGUAGAACGCCAAUUUGGCAAUAAAAAGAAAGGUUUUUUCAGUAAGCACUAUUACCUAAAAAGAAUUCAUUAUCUCAUUUCAAUCAAAGGAUGUGU
Molecule: messenger RNA, 2120 nt
Organism: Rhopilema esculentum
Lineage: Eukaryota; Metazoa; Cnidaria; Scyphozoa; Rhizostomeae; Rhizostomatidae
Source: RefSeq, a predicted model, not a curated record